Neolamprologus brichardi is the source of this 1047-nucleotide messenger RNA. NCBI's taxonomy places the organism in Eukaryota, Metazoa, Chordata, Actinopteri, Cichliformes, Cichlidae. The record is from RefSeq and is a predicted model, not a curated record.
AUCUCCGAAAGCCUGAUUAACAAUGUGGUCCAGGACCCACAGACUGGUCGCAUCUACCUGGGAGCAGUCAACAAUAUCUUCCAGCUGAGCCCGUCCCUCCAGAAGGAGGCCCGCACUGAGACGGGCCCAAAAAAAGAUGGCAAAACAUGUACACCUCCUGCUUCAGGCUGUCAGGACACAGUGCUCAUGCCCAACAGCAACAAGCUUCUGCUGGUCCAUCCGUCCAAUGGUUCACUAAUAGUAUGUGGCAGUCGAUACAGAGGCAUAUGUUCCCUCCUCAACCUGUCUAAUGUAGAACAAGAGCUGUAUUACAAUGACAACAAAGGACAGAGGACUUACGUUGCUAGCAUAGAGGAUAAUGUGAACGUGGUGAGCGUCAUGUCCACCUACACAAAAAAUGGCCGGACCUUCAAAGUGUUCCUUGUUGGAAAGGGCUAUGGAAGCCUGGACAGUCCAAAACUAAUCAGCACACGAAUCCUUGAGGACUACCAGGACUGGGUUGUGUUUGAGAACAUCAUUGUGGCAUCAGCGGUACAGACGGCGCCAUUUGUCCUCAAGUACUUACACGACUUCCAACAUGCCUUCAAAGAGGAUGGUUUUGUGUAUUUCCUCUUUUCUCGGACUCUUGAUGGCACAGAUAACAAAAUCUUGACUUUUGUGUCUCGUCUUUGUGAAAAUGACCAACAUUACUAUUCGUACACAGAGCUCCAGUUAACCUGCGGUAUAAAGAACCAGUACAACAAAGUCCAAGCUGCAUAUGUGGCUUUUCCAGGAAAAGAGCUGGCACGGGUCAUGUCUCAAUCUGGUAAUUAUGGGACAGUCACCUCAUUCACAAAGGUCCUCUUCAUGGUGGCUCAUCCAGAUGACGACGAAAGCGACUCUGCUCUCUGCAUGUACCCGCUGAACUCCAUCAAUCAGCAGCUGAUGGAUAUAAUCAGUGCAUGCUACAGUGACUCUGGGGAGAUUUCUGGGGUUCCUGCUGUGGACGUACCCUACUCAUCUCAAACCUACACAGCAUGCGCUUCAAAGAUUUCUCAGUCACAGUAA